GAGCCUCCUGUGCGCGGUGACUGGCGGCGGCACUGGCGGCAGCUGGAGGCGUAACAGUGCGGGUCGCGGGCUUGAGAAGUUGGGUGACGGCGGUGGCGCCGGCGUCGACGACGACAGCAGGAGCGGGCCCAGGGCUUGUCGCUCACCAUGCCGACCGUGGAGGAGCUUUACCGUAACUAUGGCAUUCUGGCCGAUCAUAAAGAUGCCUAUCAGGUGAUACUGGACGGUGUGAAAGGUGGUACCAAGGAGAAACGGUUAGCAGCUCAGUUCAUUCCAAAGUUCUUCAAGCACUUUCCAGAAUUGGCAGAUUCUGCGAUCAACGCACAGUUGGACCUCUGUGAGGAUGAAGACGUGUCAAUUCGACGUCAAGCAAUUAAAGAGCUGCCUCAGUUUGCCACUGGAGAAAAUCUUCCCCGAGUAGCAGAUAUACUGACCCAACUUUUGCAGACAGAUGAUUCUGCAGAAUUUAACUUAGUGAACAAUGCCCUGUUGAGUAUAUUUAAAAUGGAUGCAAAAGGGACUUUGGGUGGCUUGUUCAGCCAGAUACUUCAAGGCGAGGACAUUGUUAGAGAACGAGCGAUUAAAUUCCUUUCUGCGAAGCUGAGGACUUUGCCAGAUGAAGUCUUAACGAAGGAAGUAGAGGAGCUUAUACUAACUGAGUCCAAAAAGGUCCUAGAAGAUGUGACUGGGGAAGAAUUUGUUCUCUUCAUGAAGAUACUUUCUGGGUUAAAAAGCUUACAGACAGUGAGUGGAAGACAACAGCUUGUGGAGUUGGUGGCUGAACAGGCUGACCUAGAACAGACCUUCAAUCCCUCGGACCCCGACUGCGUGGACAGGCUCUUACAGUGCACUCGGCAGGCAGUGCCCCUCUUCUCUAAAAAUGUCCACUCCACAAGGUUUGUGACUUAUUUCUGUGAGCAGGUUCUCCCUAACCUCAGUACCCUAACUACGCCAGUGGAGGGUCUCGAUAUACAGUUGGAGGUACUGAAGUUGUUGGCGGAGAUGAGUUCAUUUUGUGGUGACAUGGAGAAGCUAGAAACAAAUUUAAGAAAACUAUUUGAUAAGUUAUUGGAGUACAUGCCUCUUCCUCCAGAAGAAGCGGAAAAUGGGGAGAAUGCUGGUAAUGAAGAACCCAAGCUGCAGUUCAGUUAUGUGGAAUGUCUGCUGUACAGUUUCCACCAAUUGGGCCGAAAACUUCCAGAUUUCCUCACAGCAAAACUGAAUGCAGAAAAGCUCAAAGAUUUCAAAAUCAGGCUGCAGUACUUUGCACGGGGCCUGCAAGUUUAUAUCCGACAACUUCGCUUGGCUCUCCAGGGUAAAACCGGCGAGGCCUUAAAAACAGAAGAGAACAAGAUUAAAGUUGUUGCAUUGAAAAUAACGAACAAUAUCAAUGUUUUAAUCAAGGAUCUCUUCCACAUUCCUCCUUCUUACAAGAGCACAGUAACGUUAUCUUGGAAACCAGUUCAGAAGGUUGAAGUUGGGCAAAAGAGAGCCAAUGAGGAUACAACUUCAGGUUCACCACCCAAGAAAUCUACCGCAGGACCAAAAAGGGAUGCCAGACAAAUUUAUAAUCCUCCCAGUGGGAAAUAUAGCAGCAAUUUGGGCAACUUUAAUUAUGAGCAGAGAGGAGCCUUCAGGGGAAGUAGAGGUGGCCGAGGUUGGGGAGCACGAGGAAAUCGUAGUCGGGGAAGACUCUACUGAAUAAGACACCACAUUCUUCAGCAUUGUCAUGAGCUUAAUGUACUUAAAUUCUACUACUCAUUGGAUUGCCGGGGAUGUCCCUUUAAAAGGACUGCUGCCUUCAGCUAAAACUUUAAUGUUCUUUAUACCUUUGUAAUGUAUGAUCUACUUUUGUAACAGACCAUGGUUGUGUCCAAGGUAGAACCACAGCGAUAUUUUUGGAUGAUUUGUCCACAGUCAACUUGUUUUUGCAAUAUCAUCACUAUUCAGAAUUCUUAUUCUGAAUCCUUUACUUUUAAACAUCUAGAUAAUGUUAUGGAGAGCUGUUCAAGUCUAACAUGUAAGAAAUCCAGCCUAGUUCUGGUAACUGAUAAAGAUUAUCAGUUUUGAAAAGGUUAUAGAUUUUCGUCUUCCCUGUCUUGGUUUUUGCCCAGUAUAUGAAGAAGAGUACCUGUCAGUCUUAACAUUUUAUUUUCGUUGUUUUUUAAUAAAGCUGCUAAGCAAUGAUGCAGCAUUCCUACCAUGUCAUAACAGCAAGAUAUUUACCAGCUUUCCUAAAAUGUAGAAAUAUUACAUUUUUAGGAGAAGUAAGCUGCCUUGCACUGCUUACUACUUAACUCUUCUCCAUAUAUUGUGAUGCAACCUUUUGAAUAUGGGAUAUUACUAUUUGAAUGGAAAUGUGUAUGUAUAAUACACAUACACACAUUGCAUAUGUAUAUGUGUGUGUGUGUAUGCAUGCUGUGAAACUUGACUACACACCAUAAAUCAUUUUUUAAAUUCCAGGAAUGGGCAGUCUUUGACACAGUGAUUAUCCUUUUUAGGCAGAAUCUAUUAUCAACUUGUUAUCUAAGUUUUUACUUACGGUAGUGAGGGAUUUUGAGUUAGUUGUACUUAGAUGACUAUUGUUAUUUAAAACUAAAAAUAAAGGCUGCAUUUUCAAAAAUAAAUUUGGAAAACCCUACUGUUGAAAUACAGCCCAGAUAUUGAAUCUGAUAUACAUACAGGUUUCUACAAGAUAAAUAGUAUAAUUUGGAGAUUGAAUAACCAGGGCUACCCAGAAAAAGUGACUUAAUAACAUAGCACCAAUAACUAAGGGAUGUUCUCUCCGUUUGCUUUUGCCACUUUCAAGUUUUGUAACUUCUCAGGUUAUUAAUCGAAAUUAUUGUAUAAGUUAGCCAAUAGAAUCUAUAGGUUAAAACAACAGACGGGGGGUUUGUGGAGUGUUUAAUGUCAUGGGCAUUUUUAGUAGUAUAGAUCCUUUGCUCUUCAAUUUGAAUGUUUAUAUAUUUUUGUUUCACAGUUAAUCUUUUUCUCUCCAAGUUUGCUAUUCAAAUCAAAUGCCUGAAUGACAUUUCUAGUAGUUUGACAUAUUUUUUGAGGAAUAGUUUGUGAUUCCAAUGCAGGUGUCUUUAUUAAUGUUACCUCUACACUGGGGAAAAGCAAACCCUUUUGUUAGAAUUACUGCACAUGUUUAUGGAGAAAAUAUUUCUAAAAGGCUGGGAUGAUUGAGUGAGCAAACGAGGUUGGUCAGCUUGACUAUGGAGUGGUGGCAAUAAUCUCUAAACAUUCCAGAAGACUGUAAGCUGAACCUAAGCUCCCUCGGAAUCCAGACAGACAUAGGAACAUGGAAUUGCCAUUUGAAAACUGUGAUCAGCUAGUCUGAACCUCAGAGACAGAUCAGCCAGCGGCCCAAAGCCAUUUCAAGUACAGAAACUGUAUUGGGACUACAUCUAUAUAAAUUUGAAUAAGUGUAAUUUUUCCUCUUUUCUAAGCAUAUUUGUAAACUCAAAACUGAAAAGUGACUUGUUUUCUGAAGUUUGAUACUGAGUUGACUGUUCCCUCCCUUACCACCUUGCUGUUCUCCUUCCCUUUCUUGAGGCAAUAGUGCACAACUUAGGUUAUUUUGUGUUAAUUCAAUUUGAAUUAAAAACUUCAUGCCAUAGAUUUUUUUUUCUUUUGCAAGACACCUGUUUAUAAUUUUGCUUAAAUGUAAAUGUUCCCUUAUGCUUUUGAAAUAAAUUUCCUUUUGUAACUUU
Tupaia belangeri chinensis (Chinese tree shrew) is the source of this 3716-nucleotide messenger RNA. It is a transcript of the gene API5, whose product is annotated as apoptosis inhibitor 5. Gene Ontology annotation, biological process: negative regulation of apoptotic process. The record is from RefSeq and is a predicted model, not a curated record. Gene Ontology annotation, cellular component: nucleus. Lineage: Eukaryota; Metazoa; Chordata; Mammalia; Scandentia; Tupaiidae. Gene Ontology annotation, molecular function: RNA binding.